CGUGAUGCUCAUGUCUGCAACUGACGUUAGGUUAUAUUUUUACAUGUGUUACUUCGAUUAGGACUAGAUAGUCAAAAGGGGUCCUAAUUUGGGUCCUCAAGUAAACAACAACGGCAGCUAGCAAGCAGAGCCGAAACGAGUUAUAAUUGAAUUGAAUGCCGUUUAAGUUGAAAUAAAUCAUGGAUGAUAGUGAACUAGAGAGGAAAGCAGUGGAGGAGCUCCUUAAAGAAGCUAAUAGAGCAAAAGUCCGUGCCCAGACAAUGGGUCCUGCUGGGUGGAUGAAAUGUCCGCUGGGAAGUACAAACAAGCGCUUUCUGCUGAACACUCUUCGUUCCUCUGCUCUGACGCGUACUUCUGAGAGAGGAAGGGAUGAACAUAGGUACAACAGAGCUUGUGAAAAACAUCGUAACACAGACUGUGAAAAGUGCAAUUACAAAAAAGUCAAUUCACACAGAAGACACCACUCUGAUUCUCAUUCUCACACUUCAAAACACCACUCUUCGACACGCAAUCAUUCAUCAUCCCGAAGCCACUCCCCCAGCCUCUCCCGGAAGUCAGAUAGGACUCGAUCUCGCUCACCCGUGCGGGACAGUUCUCCAGAUGUCAAAAAAUACACUGACAGAAAGAAAAAAUGAUCCACUCUUUGGAGAGUUUGUUUUAGGAGUGCAUGUUUGCUGAACAAUAAUAUUAAAAUUGCAUUUUAAAAACCACAAAAAAAAAAAAAAACAGAUUUUUAUUAUUGAGAAAGGUUGUGAAUAUUUUUUUAAAGUCCGGUUUUCAGAACGAUUUUAAUAACUUAUUGUGCUUUACAAAUGUCUCUUAAGGUGUUUAUUUGUUUUUGUUUAUAUAUAUACAUUACCGUUUAAAAAUUUGGGAUCGGUAACAUGUUUUUAAAAGAAGUCUCUUAAACUCACCGAGGCUUUAUUUAUUUGAUUUAAAAAAAAAAAAAAAAAAAAAAUCCGGUAAUAUUGUGAAAUAUUAUUACAGUUUAAAAUCACUGUUUUCUAUUUGAAUAUAUUUUAAAAUGUAAUUUAUUCCUGUGAUGCAAAGCUGAAUUUUCAGCAUCUUCACUCCAGUCUUCAGUGUCACAUGAUCCUUCAGAAAUCAUUGUGAUUUGCUCAACAUUGAUACAAUGAUACAACAUUGAUAAUAAUAAUAAUAAUAAAUGUUUUGAGCAGCAAAUCAGCUUAGGAUGAUUUCUGAAGGAUCAUGUGACACUGAAGUAACGAUGCUGAAAAUUGUAUAGGCUAUAUAUACACACGUAAUAGCCUAUGCAGCAAUAAACACGAUUCUCGUAGCUUCAGUCUUCCGUCAUAUAUCAGCAAUAUAUUCUAGUUUGUCAUUGAUGGUCUUUGGUAGAGAAUAUCUGUUUAAAAUUAACGUUUGUGCAAUAAACACGAGUGUUCGUGGG
This is a messenger RNA of Ctenopharyngodon idella (grass carp), 1411 nucleotides long. RefSeq names its product protein POLR1D-like. Bases 180 to 635 code for a protein of 151 amino acids. NCBI's taxonomy places the organism in Eukaryota, Metazoa, Chordata, Actinopteri, Cypriniformes, Xenocyprididae. The transcript has 3 exons. The record is from RefSeq and is a predicted model, not a curated record.